Capsicum annuum is the source of this 1793-nucleotide messenger RNA. RefSeq names its product protein LATE FLOWERING-like. The coding region runs from base 325 to 951 and encodes 208 amino acids. NCBI's taxonomy places the organism in Eukaryota, Viridiplantae, Streptophyta, Magnoliopsida, Solanales, Solanaceae. Gene Ontology annotation, biological process: negative regulation of abscisic acid-activated signaling pathway. The record is from RefSeq and is a predicted model, not a curated record. The transcript has 2 exons.
AUUAAGAAAGGAGCAGCGGAUUAGCUGCACCAUAUUCUUUGGUGGUAUUCAAUUGUCUUUCUUAUCUCUUCUCUGUUUAGUUUUCCCAAGCCCAUACACCCUCUUGUGCCACCAUAUUUGCACACUUUUUAAUACUGUAACUUCAUUAUUUCUGUCUUGAUCACAUUUCCCAAGCUCAGUUUCUGAACUUAAAAGUGCUUCUCUUUACCUCUCUUUCUUUGGUCAUAAACUCAUAAAUCCCCCAACUUCAAAAGUCUCUAUUCUUGUUUCUUUCUGUUCCCCAACUCCAACACAAAGCUAAGUCUUCUUCAGUUUUCUCAAGGUAUGGAGAGUGAGAAAGUAAGCCAUGUGGAAGCAAAUAACAAUACAGAAGACAACACAAGGUCAUUUCCAUGUUUAUAUUGUUCAAGAAAGUUUCACAGUUCACAAGCAUUGGGAGGACAUCAAAAUGCUCACAAGAAAGAAAGAACAGCAGCCAGAAAGAACAAGAGAUCAAUUAUGUCAUCUCAUCAUCAUCAUCAUCACCAUGACUAUGCUGCUAACUUCUCUUCACUACUCCCACAAGGGGCACCACUUGUUUUUGCACCUAACCAUCAUCAUCAUCAUCAUCCCAUUGGCCUUUUUAAUCACCCUUCUCUUUACAUAACUGCUCAUGCAGCCAACUUCUGUCACUUCCCACCCGGACAACAACAACAGCAGCAGCAGCAACAGCUUUCUAGAUUUGGAUCAAAUGGAGCGCCGAGAUUCGAGAACAAUAAUGCAGCAACAAUGCUCUAUCGAAUGGAUAAAAAUUAUAAUAACAACCCUUAUGUCUGCGAGGGAGAUUCAAAAUGGCAAAGCUGUAGCCAAAGAUGCAAUAGUGAUGAUAUCUUUGAAGAAUGUCAAGAGAACGUACCCAGUUUUGCUAAGGACGAUAGAGAUCAGAAGCUUGAUUUGUCACUCCAUCUAUAAUUUUUCUUUGGCUCCUUUUUUUGUAUGGGAUUUUGAAAAAAAAAAAAAGAAGUGCCAAAAAUAAUUAUACUUUGGCGAAACUUGUAGUUACGCAUUCUGAACUUUGAACUUUGUGGGGUUCUAUUACUUUCUUGGACUAUUUUUUUUAGUGUAUUUAACUAUGCCAGUUAAAUACGGUAGAAAAUAGUAUAGGGGUCAUAGGACCUUAGUAUGCGUAACUACAAAUUUCGCCUAAAUACAAGUAUUUUUAGCACAUUUUCCCCGGAUUUUUGGGUUUUAUUUAGAAUGCCCAUCACUCUUUAUAUUUUUUUUUUUUUUUUUUUUUAAUUUCUCAAUGAUUAUAAUAGCUAUUCUGAAUGACUACGUUGAAGAUUAUUUUUAGAGCUAACUGCAAUAUAAUUUUAGAAUUGUUUAGCGAUUAUUUGAAUGAAAUUAAAAAAAAAAAUAGUACUACUUGAAGUUUAAGAAAAAGAAAAAUAUAGGGUAGUUAGCAAAUUUUAAUACAACCAAAGUAACUCGUGAACCACUGAAAAUCCUGUAUUAUUUAUUUAAAUAAAUCAACUUUUUUGAUGAAAAAUGUUUUUACCUUUACUAGUAGAGUCAUUAAAACAAAUCAAAAUGAUUAAAAAGAAUAUUGCCUGUAAGAUCAUUUGAUUAAAAUUCAGCAUCUUUUUACAUGCCAUUUUAUUCUUUAUUCCCACUCCAAUUGUGACCUUGUUAUAUUAAUCUUAAUCUAGUUAAUAAUUAACAAACAAAAAAAAAACAAUUAGAUUUGUAAUUAAUAAAAAGGAAGUCAACUCUCUUAUAAGCAACAUAUUUUUGCGAUAAAAGAUAAUAUUGUA